Molecule: messenger RNA, 1739 nt
Organism: Peromyscus californicus insignis
Lineage: Eukaryota; Metazoa; Chordata; Mammalia; Rodentia; Cricetidae
Exons: 4
Coding region: 1-732 (243 amino acids)
Source: RefSeq, a predicted model, not a curated record
AUGGUGACGCUGAGAUCCAAUGAUGAGCAUCCAGGGGAGAUCUUGGAAAAAUACCUGAAGACAAGCCACAGAGGUGACUACGGUGACACCGUGUCACUGCUGGCCACUGGGAACAGAACUAACUCCACCUUCUACAGGCAGGUUGGAGAAUUUGAUAGGUGGCUCGGGCUAGGAGGGAAGUCUCCCAUUCCCACCCGCGAUGAAGCCGGGCGAGGGGCCAGAUGCUCCAUCCCGGCACCGACUGGCACAAAGCCAACGCUGCCCUCCCUCCAUCCCGCCUACCCGGCCACUCCCACCCGGGCCAGUUACCGGCUGCAAGCAGACCCUUCCGGCCGCCACACCUGCGGAGAAGGCGCGCUCGGGGCACGCCGCCGGAAGCCGAGUUGCCGCCCCGGAAACGGAAGUCAGGCCUUGGGAGUCAUGGUUCUCCCGCGCUCGGGGAGGGCGCGUGGUGAGACGAGGGUGCGCAUAACGCUGUGCGCAGUUGGCUGCACUCUGAACCGGAACAGGAAGAGCUGCCGGCGGGUCACCUGCCCUGAGAAAAGACUGCAGAAACAUUUGACUGCAGCAAGCAUCAGGACAAGGAAGGAAGAUUCCCACACAUGCCAAAGUACUCCAGUGGCAACCUACAACCUACUUGUGGGAGCAAAACUCGGUCUGAAUAAUAUUCCAUCUGUGCUGAUGUCCGAGGCUCCUGUUACCAUCAAAGGCCAUGCAGACGCCUUAGAUUGAGGGCUAUGUUGGUGUCUGAGGCCACACUGCUGCUGGGGCCUGUGCCGAUCUGAGUGGCCUGCACUGCCACCUGGGGCAGUGGUAACAUCCAGACCCAGCUGCUGCUGAGGACCAUGUCUGGGUCCAUGGUCCUACCACAGCUGGGGUCUGUGCUGAAGUCCAGGUCCCAUAUUUCCACCAAAGGUCACAUAAAAGCCCAGGGUUGGGGCUGAAACCUGAGGCCUCAGUGGUGUCUGGUGGCCAUUUCUUUUACCCAGAACCAGGAUGACGUCCUGGCCCAAGCUGAUAACCGAGGGCCAUGUCUGGGUCUGUGGUCCAGCUGCAGCUGGGGUCUGUGUUCAUGUCUGUGGCCCGUGUCACCUCAGGAGGUCUUAGGAACCAUGCAAGAUGAAAUCAGAGGGCCAUGCUGAGCAGGCCUUGCCCUUCGCUGGCCCUGGGAAAGCUGGCCUAGACUCUUGCUGGACACUACCACAAAAGAGCUGGUCCCUGCACUCCGGAGAGAUGGCCCACCCCUCACCACAGGUGAGGGUGAACUGACCCUGAGGACAUGGACCUAGGGGAGCUGACUCCACCCACUUGCCUGAGGUGGGUGGCCCCAGUGGCCCGGACUGACCAGCUUGGCUUCCACCCAGGCCUGCAGUCGGGCUUUGGGUUGGCCCACCCUAGCAUCUACCCCAUCCAAGACUUGCUGAAGCUUGUGAAGGGACUGGUCCUGUGGAACAAUACCCACAGAUCUCCGUGACUCGAAGCAGCCAAGGGAUACCCCAGAGAAGUUCCGGUGAGGAUCCAGAGAUGAUGGUGUACCAGAAACCAGAGGCCUUGAACCAGACCAGUGACUCAUUCAAUGAACAGUUGCCAGUAAAGCUGAUUGGACAAAAGGGUAGACAGUGUGAGGCCCUCAGUGCUACCAGGACUAAUGAUGAGGUGUUGGAGAGGCCAGAAAGAAAGGGAAGCAGGAGGUUUGUUGUUGUUGUUGUUGUUUUGUCUUUGUUUGUUUGCUUGCUUAC